Metarhizium robertsii ARSEF 23 is the source of this 699-nucleotide messenger RNA. RefSeq lists its product as uncharacterized. Lineage: Eukaryota; Fungi; Ascomycota; Sordariomycetes; Hypocreales; Clavicipitaceae. The record is from RefSeq and is a predicted model, not a curated record. The transcript has 2 exons. The coding region runs from base 1 to 699 and encodes 232 amino acids.
AUGCCUCGACACUGGAAGCGACUUAGGCGGUCUGCUUCCGCUAAUAGCACACUAUCGACUUCGACAAGAGAAGAGCAUUUAAGUCCCGCAUACGAGCACGACAGCCUGAAUGGAAGUGGACCGAUAUCCAGUAGUGAGCCCGAUGCAGCCAUGGAUCCAACUCUGCUGGAUGAAGCGGUAAUACCAGAAGCUGAGCAGCCUUUAGCCAAGACCAAGGCCAGUGACGCACACGCCGUGGGGGGCGGUGGCUAUAAUUCUCUCAAAUCGUUCAAUGGCCAGUACUACUCCGGCAUCGCGGUUGGUGGCUCUCACACUUGGAACUACGACGGCGGCGUGUGGCACGAGGUCAAGACGGAGCCGGACCUGUGGAAGAUUAACUACGAGACAAACAAAAGGAGGGCCAGAAAGGCCUCCGAACUAAGCGGCGUGCCCGUAGGCACCGAGAACCAUUGGCUAAUUGUUGCGCAUCAGCGCGUCCGAAAAGUCGAUGCAAAUACGUACGAAACGCACCUCGAGGGGUCUAAAUAUAAGCUUGCUCAGAAAGGCGCAACGUCGGAUUCAUGGUCAAAUGCUACGGUCAAGAGGCAGCGAGGAUGCGGGCUGGGGUUCUUUGGGGACGCCAAGCGACGCGUUCAACAGUUGCCGCUUGUAUUGGGCAAUGGAAAGGUCAAGGUGAAGACGGUUGAGAAGGGGCAAUAG